UGGUGUCCCUUUGAAACCUAAGUUUCAGAUGAGGCUGAACAAGCACCAGGAAAAUAGAGCAAACUACUCUGAGGCUGGUUCUUCAAUGGCUGCAACUGCACAAAGGCCACCAAGGGUACCUGCUGCCUCUGCACCUGCACCAACUCCUCCUCCAACAACAACUGAGUCAACACAGACAGCUUCUAGGUCAAGGAAGAGGGAAGCACCAGCUACAACAACAGCACCACCACCUCUCAAGAAGAGCAGGACCAACACCUCUUCUGCAACAGUAGUACCACCUCCCAAGAAGAAGAACACAACUAUUUCUGGCAAUGGAUCAAGGUCUUCUCCAGCAAAGAACACCAGGUCAUCAAGGUCUUCUCCAGCAAAGAACACCAGGUCAUCAAGGUCUUCUCCAGCAAAGAACACCAGGUCAUCAAGGUCUUCUCCAGCAAAGAACACCAGGUCAACUGCCGCCAAUAGAGCUGGCACUGGAUCAAAGAGGGUCAGGAAGCCAUCUAAUAGGCUGAAAGAUUACUUUUAUGCAAGUGGUAACUAG
This is a messenger RNA of Triticum urartu, 538 nucleotides long. The record is from RefSeq and is a predicted model, not a curated record. NCBI's taxonomy places the organism in Eukaryota, Viridiplantae, Streptophyta, Magnoliopsida, Poales, Poaceae.